Rhodamnia argentea is the source of this 1104-nucleotide messenger RNA. RefSeq names its product WAT1-related protein At1g09380-like. Gene Ontology annotation, molecular function: transmembrane transporter activity. Bases 1 to 1104 code for a protein of 367 amino acids. The record is from RefSeq and is a predicted model, not a curated record. The transcript is spliced from 7 exons. Lineage: Eukaryota; Viridiplantae; Streptophyta; Magnoliopsida; Myrtales; Myrtaceae. Gene Ontology annotation, cellular component: plasma membrane.
AUGGCAAAUUUCGAUCCAAUGCCAUUCUUAGCCAUGGUGAUUGUGCAAGUGGGAUACGCGGGAAUGAGCUUCAUAUCGAAGCUGGCAAUGGACGACGGGAUACACCCUUUUGUGCUCGUCACCUACCGCCAGAUCAUCGCCACCGUCGCCACCACCCCUUUCGCUCUUCUCUUGGAGAGGAAGACAAGACCGAAGAUUACAGUGCCAAUCCUGUUCCAUAUAUUUUUAUGUUCCAUCACUGGGGCUUUCAUGAACCAAGUUUUCUUUUUUGUGGGCCUGAACAAUUCAAGUCCCAUGAUCGCAGGCGCAAUGACCAAUACCCUCUUACCUGUGACAUUUGUGUUCGCCCUGAUCUUCGGACAAGAGUCCUUUGGUAUCAAGACAAAGGCAGGGCGAGCGAAAGUGAUCGGAACACUGCUAUGCGUGGGCGGAGCGAUGCUGCUCUCAUUUUACCAUGGCCACACCAUUGCAGGUAGCAACUCCGGCAUUCAUUGGAAAUAUGCCGAGGAAAUGACAAAUAAACGCUCCAUCCACAAAAGCCACUCUUUCUUGGGACCUUGCCUUCUCUUUUGCAGCACUUCUAGCUGGGCACUUUGGUUCAUCAUCCAAGCGAAAUUGAGUCCUAAAUUUCCGGCUCCGUACACUACCACAACGCUGAUGUGUCUCAUGGCCAGCAUCGAAUGUUUGAUCGUUGGUGCUGCUAGUGAGCAUAAUGUUGCUGCCUGGUCACUGAGAUCUGUGAUCCGCCUCAUUGCAGUUUUCUACGCUGGUGUUGUGUGUUCUGCGGUCGCCUUCUGUGUUAUGAUCUGGUGUGUCCACCGAAAAGGCCCGCUCUAUACCUCCGUCUUCAGCCCUUUGUUGCUCGUUAUGUCGACCCUACUGAGCUGGGCACUCCUUCGUGAGAAAUUAUAUGUCGGAACAUUGGUGGGGGCUGUGUUCAUUAUUGUCGGGCUCUACUCCGUUCUGUGGGGUAAAGGCAAGGACGCAGAGGAAGCAAGAAUCAACGACGCGGUGGAAGCAUCAGCCAAGCACCACGAGAAAGAAGACUCGGAGUCCCAGCUUCAUCUGCACGCAAACGGCGAAAGCCGGCAAGAUCCAAAGUGA